UCGAGACUUCGGCUUGGAGGCGCGUUGGUGCCCCGACCGGCCGAGACAAGAAACAGAAGAAGAAGAAGUCGCCUGUGCCUCCUCCUUUGCCGCCGCCACUUCCACACCCGCCCCCGCCAUGUUCCACGAGGCGCAGUGGGGCAACGGGUGGGCCGCGAGGGUCGCGUCGACGUGGCCGACGUGGGCGCUGCUGGCGCUGGCGCUGGCGCUGACGCGUCUGCUGUGGGCUUUCCGCUGGAGGCUGAGCCGGGACCCCCGCAACCCGCUGCCCCUGCCGGGGGGGUCGAUGGGCUGGCCCGUGGUGGGGGAGACGCUGCACUGGCUGGCGCAGGGCUCCGACUUCCACGUCUGUCGCAGGCGUCGCCACGGCAACGUGUUCAAGACGCACCUCCUGGGCAAACCCGUCAUCCGGGUGACGGGCGCCGAAAACAUCCGCAAGAUCCUGAUGGGCGAGCACAGCCUGGUGUGCGCGCAAUGGCCGCAGAGCACCCGCAUCAUCCUGGGACCCAACACGCUCGUCAACUCCACCGGCGACGCCCACAAGAGGAAGCGCAAGGUGCUGGCCAAAGUGUUCAGCAGAGGCGCUCUGGAGUCGUACCUGCCGCGGCUGCGGGACGAGGUGCGCCGCCAGGUGGCCGAGUGGUGCACGCGGCCCGACGCCGUGGACGUCUACGCCGCCGCCAAGUUGCUGACGUUCCGCGUCGCCGUGAGCGUCCUGCUGGGUCUGCAGUUGGACGAGGACCGAGUGGUCUUCCUGAGCGCCAUCUUCGAGCAGCUGAUGGACAAUCUCUUCUCGCUUCCUGUCAACGUGCCGCUCGGCGGCCUACGCAAGGGGAUCGAAGCCCGAGAGAUCCUGCACGCCAACAUGGAGAAGAUUAUCGUGGAGAAGAUGGAGCAACACCACAACGAACAUCUGGACGCCUUUGACUACAUGCUGUCCAGCGCCAAGGAGCACGGCCAGGACCUCAGCAUCCAGGAACUCAAGGAAAUGGCCGUGGAGUUGAUUUUCGCCGCUCACUCCACCACCGCCAGCGCCGCGACGUCUCUGCUGCUGCAGCUCCUCGGCCACCCGGGCGCGGUCCAACGCCUUCGGGCCGAGCUGGACGCCGAAGGCCUCGCGACUACCGGGGAAGCCGGAGAAGGUCUUCGGGCACACUUGACCCUGGACGAGAUGAGUCGGCUGCGCUACUUAGACUGCGUCAUCAAAGAGGUUCUGCGAUUCCUACCGCCAGUUUCUGGAGGGUACCGGACCGUCUUGCAGACCUUCGAGUUGGAUGGCUACCAGGUCCCCAAAGGCUGGAGCGUCAUGUACAGCAUCAGGGACACGCACGAGACCGCCGCCGUCUUCCGAGCUCCGGAACUCUUUGACCCAGAUCGCUUCGGGCCGGACCGCGCGGAGAACCGCUCGUCCCGCUUCAGCUACGUGCCCUUUGGCGGCGGACUGCGGAGCUGCGUGGGCAAAGAACUGGCCCAGAUUGUUCUCAAGACGUUGGCCGUGGAACUGGUGGCGACGUGCAGAUGGACCUUGGCCACCGGGGAGUUCCCCAAAAUGCAGACGGUGCCUAUCGUGCACCCCGUCAACGGACUUCACGUGCGCUUCACGCAAAACCGUCAGCUUAGCUAAGUAAGACGGACUCGGACCCGAGGGCCCGUGUGGUGGUUUGCGGGUUUGUGUGUGCUCUGCCGGCACCAACGUGUCCGUAGCGCAUCACCGCACGUUCGGGGACCUACUCGGACUCGGCGCUGCGUCGACUCUGGUCUCGCGCGGAAAGAGUCCCCGUCGGCGGCAGUCACGCCUGAGCCGACCUCGACGCGGCGUCGCAGCUGACAUCAACGGGUUCGCUCCUGGUGCUGCGACCUGACGCGUUCACGCUGUCUGAUACUGAGCCAGAAUCUCGGCUGAAUGUUUCAAUCGGAGCUGCCGCUGCGUUCGUGACUGACCUCAACGCUGUCAAUCCAGAUCCGGAACGCGCAAAGUCAACACACCACACAUGAAAACGCCACAACGCGACGUUCACGGCUGCGUGUGACACCCGACCUCAAAGCGCAUUUGCGGAUGAAGUGCGAGUUGAAAUAAGAUCCGUUUGCGAAGAGACACUUUGGGCUCUUCAGCGCACGAUGACGAUCCUGUCGAGUGAAAUGACGGCGACGACGGCGGCAACGGAUUUACGCAGGAGCUGCCGGUGGCCGGCUGCCAAUGGACCAUUCCGUCGUUGUUUUCAACCGGACUUCUUUCCGGCUCUACGAGUGUGAAUGCGUGCAGAACCUGCGUGUGUGCGCGUGGGGGGGCACAAAGAGGCAAGCCGGCCUAACGAAGCGAUCGGCGGUUCCGUUAGCUGUGCCAAGGUCGUUAAUUGAUGGACUCGCGGUGGCUGUGAACUUGGCCACGUUUUCGAGCAGAAGUUCAGCACGGUGCUGCAACCCCCCCCGACGGGGUCACCGAGCAGUCGGCUGACGGGGGGCCCGAUGGGGCCUCCCGUCCCUUUUGAGUUCGGUUCGGGAUUCCCGUCCUGCGACGUGUCCGCGUUGCCAAGCUCCCGUCGUCCUAAAUCUCGCGGCACGCGCUGGCUCAGCGCUUUCGCAAGCGAACGGCGGAUAUUUGAGUUCUCGCUGUUGUUUUCAUGGCGCUUAUUUUCAUCCUUCCAGACCGCACGCCGCAGUCCGGCGGUCAAGUCGCUCUCGUCGCCCGCGUCGCACGUUGCCGUCGUGUGUCAUUGUGUCACUUCGCAGACAAAAAUAGCAGACUUUCUCAUCUCAUCUUUGUUGUCUAAAAAUGUUCCGUAACCAAAACUCGCGUGCGCCGCGACCUUCAAUUCCUCACAUCGUGUCCGCUUGCGGCCCAAAAUGCUUCCGUUGCUCUUCGGCGGCCGUGUCGUCAGCAGCAGCAGCAGCAGCAGCAGCAGCAGCAGGCGGCGGGCGGGCGGGAGGUCGGCCGGCCGCAACUUUGCGGAAGGUCGCGAGCUGUUCGGCGGUCGGACAAGUCGGAGACGACGGCGGGACGAGGUCGGUCUACGACGCUUUUGCGGCAGACAUCGGCGGGAGGUCAAACGGCGGCCAAUGCGGCUCGGGUCAAUGGUUAGAGAAAACCAAACCUUACCAGCGGAAGUCGUUACCGAGCCCAGCGAGCGAGAGAAGUCAGAGCGGCCCCGGAGGCCAAAAGGAUGGGGGGGGGGGGGGGGCGAGCCGCACAGCUGCACGGCACGUAAUUAUCGGCUUCCUUGGACGACAUCUGUUAUGUCAGCAUUCCAGCCCAGCGCCGGCACCGCGGCACCUUCGGGUUUGACACGUGACCUUCCACCUGCGCCUCUCCGGGUCAGAGUUGACCUCCAACAAAUAUUCCCGUCAUUUGAUGAGCACGAUCGCCGCGAAUCCGCUGACUUCGCAUCUUCCGAUCUGGUUCUCAUCAGGUCGGGUCACCCGAGGUCAACUUCCCGUUGCCGACCCCGCUUUGAAACGAUCUGGAAUCGCUCAUCACAUUUGACCUGAGCUUUUUUUUUUCCCACAAUCGAUGACAAGGUCCGUUUUGGCGACGCAAGUCCGACUUGAAAAAAACCGAAUCGUACCAAAUCCGUCGCAAUCGUCUCAACUCGAUCGAGCCGUUCCAGAUGGAAACCAAAUCUUUAGAGACUUGCUACCGAUUCCCGUGCCUUGAAACAUCAUGUUGGGCUUCAUGGGGGGGUCUCUUUGCAGUCCUUUCUCAGGUUUGUCGCUCCGCCGCUUUGUCUCAAUCGCACGCCCGCCACUCAUAACACUUGAAAUGUUUAUAUUGUGUCCAA
Molecule: messenger RNA, 3776 nt
Organism: Syngnathoides biaculeatus (alligator pipefish)
Lineage: Eukaryota; Metazoa; Chordata; Actinopteri; Syngnathiformes; Syngnathidae
Gene: cyp26c1
Product: cytochrome P450 26C1
Exons: 7
Coding region: 119-1624 (501 amino acids)
Biological process (GO): sterol metabolic process
Molecular function (GO): iron ion binding; heme binding; monooxygenase activity
Source: RefSeq, a predicted model, not a curated record